UCGUAUUAAUCGACGCUUAAAAUGAAUGAUCCACAGUAGCAUUAAACAAAUCUAAAAUUAAAAGGACCUCCAAGAAAAUGGGAGAACUUUCUGCCAUUGUGUACAUGACCGUGGCUCUGCUAAUCCUUUUCAUCAUCUCUUAUUCCCCCAAGAAACACCCUGCCGACAACCGCCGCCGCCUCGUCAAGCUCCGCUCUUCCUUCAGCUUCAGCAACCCUGCCCGUCACGAGCCUGUCGCUUUUGAUCCACUCGUCGCCAAGAUCGAGCGCCGCCGUGAAGACAAUCAGUGGGAGAAGCAGUACGUGGAGCAUUCCCGCCCCGACUAUUUACAAUACCCCGAACCCGCUGAAGAAUCGCAGCCUGAGACCGAAGAUUAUUUGAAUGAUGAGGACAAGUUCAAUGUUACCAAUAGGUUGGUGUUGCUGUUUCCCAAGAUUGAUGUCGAUCCGGCAGAUGGUUUUGUGACUGAGAAUGAAUUGAUUGAGUGGAAUUUGCAGCAGGCUAUGAAAGAAGAGUGGUUCAGGAGUUUGAGGGAGAUGGAAAUUCAUGACAAAAACAAUGAUGGGUUAGUUUCGUAUGCAGAGUACGAAGCUCCCAGUUGGGUGAAGAAUGACUACGCAUCUUUUGGUCAUGAUAUGGGCUGGUGGACAGAAGAACAUUUUUAUGCAUCAGAUGCCGAUGGCGAUCAUGUAUUGAAUUUAACCGAGUUCAAUGACUUUAUGCACCCAGCUGACAGUAAAAAUCCAAAGCUGCUUCAAUGGUUAUGCAAAAAGGAAGUAAGGGAAAGAGAUGCAGACAAAGAUGGGAAGGUUAACUUUGAUGAAUUUUUUCAUGGUGUAUUUGACUUGGUAAUAACCCAUGAUGAAGAAGGUCAUAACUCUUUUCAUCCAUCUGAUUACUCAAUGGACGCCGAGACCCCAGCUAAACAGAUGUUUAGCCAACUUGAUAAAGAUGGUGACAGAUUAUUGUCAGAUGAAGAGUUACUACCAAUAAUUGGGAAACUUCAUCCAUCAGAGCAGUACUAUGCUAAACAACAAGCAGAUUACAUCAUAUCGCAGGCAGAUUUGAAUAAAGACGGUCGCUUAAGCUUAGUUGAGAUGAUUGACAACCCGUAUGUAUUUUACAGUGCCAUCUUCAAUGAUAGUGAAGAUGACUAUGAAUACCAUGACGAAUUCCGCUAAUUGCUAAUUUCAUGAGUGGAGACAAAAGGCAGCAAUAGAAUUCAAAUUCUUUUCUAGCAAUUGUUUAUGCUUCAUAAACUUUCUUACCGAUACCCAUGGUUAAGGGCCUUAGCUUGUUCGAAAGGUGGUUUCACCAUUGAAGCUGGUUCUUGGAAUUUCAUCUUUCUGGCAUACAUUUGUUAAUUACAGUAGACUGAUGUUUUUAAUGCAUUAAAGUUUUUUCAAGUCUAAAA
Gossypium raimondii (Peruvian cotton) is the source of this 1414-nucleotide messenger RNA. RefSeq lists its product as uncharacterized. The coding region runs from base 78 to 1181 and encodes 367 amino acids. Gene Ontology annotation, molecular function: calcium ion binding. Gene Ontology annotation, cellular component: endoplasmic reticulum. Lineage: Eukaryota; Viridiplantae; Streptophyta; Magnoliopsida; Malvales; Malvaceae. The record is from RefSeq and is a predicted model, not a curated record. The transcript has 9 exons.